Cataglyphis hispanica is the source of this 2252-nucleotide messenger RNA. Its product is annotated as trichohyalin-like. The coding region runs from base 561 to 1592 and encodes 343 amino acids. The record is from RefSeq and is a predicted model, not a curated record. NCBI's taxonomy places the organism in Eukaryota, Metazoa, Arthropoda, Insecta, Hymenoptera, Formicidae. The transcript has 9 exons.
UGGGCACUACGUGGUCGCCAUAUUGUUAGUUGUGCAAUUCGGUCAUGUGCAAAGGACAACCAUUAGCACAAUUUUCAGCAGAGUGACCCUACUGUACUUGCAUAUACUGUGCUCUCGUCUCUCGUCAGUCGUCAGUCACUGUUUGACAAGGGUAUUUUUAACUUAAGGAAGCGUGGUCUCUAAAUUGGAACUUGCCCUUCCUUACAACCUACACUGGAGCUCACUUCGUCAUUUCUACUCGCGUCUUCGCCGUGUGGUCACUAAUAGAGCGCUUGAAAAGUCACUUUAUUUAACGCCACUUACGUACUCAUUACACGUGUGUCUCUGGCCGUAUUGACUCUCGACUGAGAGCAGGUGCCAUUUAAGAAAAAAGAAGAAGAAGAAGAAGACUGUUUGACAAAAUUUUGGCCGUAUUGACUCUCGAUCGAGAGCAGGUGCCGCUUAAGAAAGAAGACUGUUUGACAAGACGGCGACACCGGAUUUUCUAAGAAGCGAGAUCCAUGCGAGAUCAGAACACUGACUGAGACGAGAUUUGCGAAAUCGCCAAUUUCGUAAUAACAAUGAAUUUUUACAAAAGGAAGAAAUUAACAUUGGAAGAAAAAGAAAGAAAAGAUAAGGAAGAAAGACUUCGGCGAAUAAGACAGAAAUGGUACAUAGAACAAGAGCGGGAAAAACAGCAUGAAGCAAGAAAGUCAAAAAUGAUUGAAGAAUAUGAAAGAAAUCGGACUCGGGCAUUGAAAAUUGAUCAGAAGCAAAGUAUUCUACAACGAAGCAAGAGCAAUAGUCCACAGCGAAGAAUUACUAAUUUUCAAUAUUCUAAAGAAUUGAAAAUGUCGUCAUCCGAUCAUCAAAAAAAUACAAUCAUUGAUGAAAAAGAAUUACAUAGGAUAAAGAUCAAUGUUUAUAAAAAAAGGGAUCAUCGACCAAGGAGUCAAGAUACAUCAAGGAACAAGAUUGAACGAGAUAUUGAUCUAGAUGAUAUAGUUCUUCCAAGAAGAAAAAAUGAAGGAUCAUGGCCAAUAUUUGAAAAAAGAAAAACAGCACAAGAUGAAAUUCAAAAGAUCAGAUUUGUACGAGACAAUAAAUUAGAGAAACAAUUAUCAGAUGAAGAAAGUAAUCACACCUGGGAAAGUACAUCUAUCAACGCAUAUAAAACAAACACUCAGUAUAGGUAUUUAUUACGAAAUUAUAAUUCCAGAUCGCACAGCUCAAUCGAACGUCGAUAUGAUCAGUUCAGACGAAGGGAUAACCAAUAUAGGAAUGAUAGAAACAGAAGUAGUUCGCCUUCAAAUAGAAUUAAAAAAAGCAAGCAAGACUUUGAUGAAAAUAAGUUUUCAUCCAGGAGAAAUCGAUCACGUGAAUCAGAUGACCGAGUAUCAUUGUCACGAGCCACAAGUUAUAUUCCUUCGUAUAGCUUUUAUGAUAUGCGUUUUCCUGGAUCGACAUACAGAAUACAAGUGCCACCCAUGAUCUGGCCUCUUCCCCAAAUGUUUCCCGCGCCAUUUCCACUGGGUGUGAGCAGGUGGCAACUAUAUCCUCCCAGAUUUGCCAACUACAACAUCGGUAGAGGAUUUUAUAGAGGUCCACACUAAUUAAUAUAAAUAUAAUAAUAAAUAAUAAACGUAUAAGUUCGUUAAAAAAUUAAUACAAAUAAAUUAAAAAUAGCAGUGCAGUUUUUAACAUAGCGUACUUUAUUGUAAUUAGUCAACAAAUAAUUAAUAAUAAAGAAUUAAUAAAGAAAUUCAAAUUACAUAAUUACAUGAAUGGUCAGUAAUAAAACAACAAUGUAAAAUAAAAUUAUCAAAAAUAAUAUUAAUUAUAAAUAACAUCGCGGUAUUUAAAUCAGAUUUUAAUUAUAAUACUUCUAAAAUAAAAUUGACAUUGAACAAAUAAAAAUACAUAAAUACUGUUACUCAAGGUUCCAAUACAUUAAAAUAAAAUAUAAAAUACAAAAAGUAAAGUAAAAUAAAUAAAUAAAUAAUAAAAGUAAAUUUAUAAAUAUUAUAAAUAAAAAAUUAUAAAUAAAUAAUAAAAGUAAAAAAUAAAAUUUUGCUUGUUUUUACAGCAAUAAUUGUUGACUAAUUACAAUAAAGUACAUGUCAAAAGCUACUAAUGCAUAAAUGCAAUUUUUAAUUUAUUUAUAUUAAUCAUAUUUUAAAAAACAUAGUUUUUUAAUUACAUUAAAUAAUAUUAAUGAAACAAUUACAUGUAUCUAAAUUUUAAAAUAAAAGAUAGCAAAUGUAUGAAGUAGA